GAAAAAAUAAAAAACAUAAGAAAACUAGAACAGUGAAAAAGAAAAGAAAACUAGGGGAAGAGGAUUUUAGGGCAGGGUAGGGUUUAAUAGUGAGAUUCCGCCUCUCUCCGCCACUUCUGCUUCUUCAGCUUCCAGAAACGCCGACGGAAUCAAACCAACAGAAAUCCCCGCCGGAUCGUCGUUCUCCGGUAUCUUCUCGCCCACUACACGUCCUGUUAUCCGCCUGCGAGAUGGAAAGUUUGGUAGUGGCGGGGCAGAGGAGCGAGAAUUUGGCGGUCGGGAAAGAUGGAUCGUCCUCGUUGGCGGUGGAUGCGGAAAUAUCCGUUGCAUCCACUUCUUCGUUUGUUACUGCGGCGAUGAUGCAGCGGAAGAUAGAGUUCCACCAGGCGAGGAAGCAGUACAGCGGUUUGGGCAAGUGUCGGGAUUUCCCGAUGGAGACGCUAAACCCUGAUUCAUCGAAGGGGCCGGCUAGGUUGGAGGAGCUGACGACAUCGAUGUCUCGGCAGGUAGUUAAGAGAAGCGACGGGACGACGAUUGAUUUGUGGGAGAGCGAGAUCAGUAGCUUCGGUACUACAUUUCAGCGCAUUGGUGCUGGUUUGCGAAACAUCGGGAAUACUUGUUUCCUCAACUCGGUGUUGCAAUGCCUGACUUAUACAGAACCUUUGGCAGCAUAUUUACAAAGUGGCAAGCACAAGAGUUCUUGCCGUAUUGCUGGAUUUUGUGCCUUGUGUGCCAUCCAGAAACAUGUCAACCGUGCUUUACGAUCUACCGGGAUAUCAUUUGUACCAGAUCUUGUUUCGAACAUGAAAUGUGUAUCCCGAACUCUCAAAGUUUCUAAGCAAGAAGACGCACAUGAAUACCUGGUGAACUUGCUGGAAUCAAUGCAUAGGUGCUGCUUACCAUCAGGAGUCCAGAGCGAGUCGCCUGCUGCUUAUGAAAAUAGUUUGGUGCACAAAAUCUUUGGUGGUCACCUGCGUAGUCGGGUGCAAUGCCAGCAGUGUUCUUACUGCUCUGACAAAUUUGAUCCAUUUUUGGACUUGAGCCUUGAAAUAAACAAAGCGGAUGCUUUACCUGUAGCACUCCGAAACUUCACUGCUGCCGAGUUGUUGGACGGCGGAGAGAAGCAUUAUCAAUGUCAACAAUGCAAGCAUAAAGUUAGAGCCACGAAACGUCUCACGAUUAAUAAACCACCCUAUGUGUUGAGCAUACAUUUGAAGCGUUUUUUUGAACAUGAUCCUGGAAGGAAGGUUGGGAAGCAAGUGUCUUACGAUCGUACCUUGGACAUUAGGCCAUUUGUUAGUGAUCCCAAUGAAUGCAACAUGAAGUACAGCCUUUAUGGCAUUCUAGUUCAUCAUGGAAGCAGUACCCGCUUUGGUCAUUAUGUCUGCUUUGUUCGCACCUCGACUGGGAUGUGGUACUGUCUUGAUGAUGAAAAGGUUCACCAAGUUGGCGAGAAGACUGUUUUAAAUCAGAAGGCUUAUAUGUUAUUUUAUGUUCGUGACAGAAAGAAAGUAGCUCCAAGGAGACAACUUGACGAGGUUAAAAAACAAAACAAUAUGAAAGCCCCUCUUGUUAGUAACAUGUCUAACAUGGUUGUUAAGAAAAUGAUAAAUGGUGUCUCAAAGGAGGCUCUACAGAUGGAAGUACCAACCAAACAGAAGAGUGAGCCAGCAAAUACAGAAUGCUCAACUCAAAAUCCAGGCCCCGUUUCGGCAUCUUCUGCCAAGCAACCAUUGCUCCUUGACCCUGAUUUAGGAGAAUGCCUUGAUACUCCUGCACAAUGUGUAACUGAGAAUGUCAGCCCCACUCCUGAACCGAAAGACUGCAUCGUCUCACUUGCAGCAGGAACAAGUGUCAGUGGUUGCAUUUCCUCUAGCUCCAGUGAGGAUCGAAAUAUGGCAACUGGCAAGCUCACCUCUGUUGAGUCUUUGCAAAAGCCUAGUUCUGCUUUAACCAUGGUGGUUGAAGUGCCUUCUGGAUGUGCUGGUGAUAUGACAUCAAAUGUACCCAGUUCGACUGCAUCAGUUCGGGAUCGGGAUCAUGUAGAUCAUGCACUAUCACGAUCUGAUCCCAGCUGUGAGAAGAUUCAGGAUGGCCGCGUUCCUGUUAACAAAACUGGAGAUCAGGCAGGCUAUAAAGUUGAAGUAGUUGACAAGGAGAGUGAAGUGCCGAGUGCUACUGGUAGCAGUCCACAGAAAAGAGAUAAAAGGAAGCAUUUGAAGCACCAUAUUUGUAAACUGCAUCUUGGUACAAACUUCUUCAGGACAUCUCUCGGCCAUGGCAUAAAGAAGAAAAGUAGAAAGAGGAAACGCCGCAGUUCAGACAGACUGAAGCUCAUGAAGCAGCAGCAGUUGGAGGAGGAAAAGAGCCUUUCAUCUCAGAUGGAGCCCUCAACUUCCAAGAACUUCGCCUUUCCAUUGAGUUCAGCAAUUUCUCAGAAGAAGAGGGCUAAGCCCCAUUCUAUGGAGGAUUGUGCAGGCAUGAAUCCUCAAGAAGACAUGGUUGGGGAAUUGUCACAAAGGACUGGUCAGAAUGGUGCUGUCCUUGCAACAGCUGAGCGAUUGCAGAAGAGCUCCAUCUCUAACUCUGCAGCAAACGGGCAAGAUGCUAACAGCACGAUAGGAAAUGUUAAAAGAGAUGCAGCGAAGAAUUGUGUGGCGGAUUUCCUUGCUCAAGGUUUUAAGCAUAAGACAGCCUCGUGUUGGGACAAGGUAAAUCCAUCUCAAACCCGGAAAUCAAAUAGUGCAGAGGUUUUCAGCAUCGGUUACGUGGCAGACGAGUGGGAUGAAGAAUACGAUCGAGGUAAGAGGAAGAAGGUUAGGGAGUCGAAGGAAGACUUCAGCGGACCAAAUCCUUUCCAACAGGUUGCUUUCUAGAUGACGUUUCUAAAUAAAGCUGCCUACUAUGAAGUGGAGCGCACGAUCGUGUCCUACAUGGAAGGCUCCCAAUGGAAGCGGGUUUGGCCUGAACUUGCGGAGCACGUAGUCUGCUACGGCGGGAAGCUGAGUGAAGUCGCCGUCUGGUUGCCGGUUUUAGGCAUACAUUUCGCCGGCGGGGCAGAGCUAUCCAUCGACGCAUACGGAACUUUCAUGCAACUGGCCGAUCAGGAUGCCUUCUGCUUGGCUUUUGGUGCAGCUGAUUCUACCCAGUCGGGUAGUAUUGGGAUCCUUGCGCAGCAGAACUACAACGUCGGAUAUGAUCUGGUGCACAAAAGGGUCUACUUUCAGAGGAGUGCUUGCCUGAAUCUCCCAUAGGAAGAAUUCAUCCUAGUUUGAAAACAUUAAGGAUCUUUAUGGCUUGCCUUGUCUGUUCUUGAGGAAUCUUUGGUCUAAAAUUAACAUCUUCAUGUGCAUCUUUUUUUCACUGUUGCCAAACCGCGGUUGAUCAUGAGAAACAUGAAUAGUUAAAAAUUCUUCAAAUGAACA
Messenger RNA from Linum tenue, 3425 nucleotides. The record is from the annotation of a GenBank genome assembly. Lineage: Eukaryota; Viridiplantae; Streptophyta; Magnoliopsida; Malpighiales; Linaceae.